AACUUUGGCAACCAAAAAACUUAGUAUAAAAAUUAUUUCUCCUCCUCAGAACCUCUUAAUGGUCAUUUAAUUAAUAGAUUAAUUAAUUAUUAAAUUGGUGUUCGGCCUCGCCUCCUGCGCCGUCGAAAUGAUGCACACCGCCGCUGCCCCCUGCGAUCUGGAUCGAUUCGGCGUCGUUUUUAGGUCCAGUCACCGUCACUCUGACUGCGUUACCUUCGCUGCCAACAAGAUACGUUCUGAUAUCCGAAAUCCUGGCUGUGUUGAUUGCCAUUCAAACUGUAACAAGUCUCCAUCUCAAGUGUCUUUGUUUUUGUGUUCUGACUCUACCAAGAGAAGAAAUAGCCUGCUUGGUGGACCGCUUUGUGUGAACCCCUCUGGCAGGAGAAACCUAGUUGGUCGAGCCUCUUAUUCUGUGGAGACAGGUGCUUAUGAUGUGGCUGCCUUAGAAUCUCCUACGCAUGUUGCAGAAGAAAAAGUUGGCGUGCUACUUCUCAAUCUAGGAGGACCAGAGACAUUGAAUGACGUUCAACCUUUUCUGUUUAAUCUUUUUGCUGAUCCUGAUAUCAUUCGUCUUCCAAGAUUGUUUAGGUUUCUCCAGCGACCAUUAGCAAAAUUGAUUUCUGUGCUUCGAGCUCCUAAAUCCAAGGAAGGGUAUGCUGCUAUUGGUGGUGGCUCUCCUUUACGCAAAAUUACAGAUGACCAGGCACUUGCAAUCAAAAAGGCUUUGGAAGCAAAGGGCCUCUCUUCAAAUGUAUACGUGGGGAUGCGAUACUGGUAUCCAUUCACCGAAGAAGCAAUUCAGCAAAUUAAGAGGGACAGAAUAACAAGGCUUGUGGUACUACCUCUUUAUCCCCAAUUUUCUAUAUCCACAACUGGAUCAAGCGUCCGUGUUCUUGAGCAAGUAUUCAGGGAGGACGCCUAUUUGUCUACUCUUCCUGUUUCCAUUAUAAACUCUUGGUAUCAACGAGAAGGUUACAUCAAGUCAAUGGCUAACUUAAUUGAGAAAGAGCUCCAGAGCUUCUCUGAACCAAGAGAGGCGAUGAUAUUUUUCAGUGCCCACGGUGUACCUGUCAGUUACGUUGAGGAAGCUGGGGAUCCAUACCGAGAUCAAAUGGAGGACUGCAUUUUCUUGAUUAUGCAAGAGUUGAAAGCUAGAGGAAUUAAUAAUGAGCAUACUCUUGCUUAUCAGAGUCGAGUGGGUCCUGUACAGUGGCUGAAACCAUACACGGACGAAGUUCUUGUUGAGCUUGGCCAGAAAGGUAUAAAGAGUCUUUUAGCUGUUCCGGUGAGCUUUGUGAGUGAGCAUAUUGAGACCCUUGAAGAAAUUGACAUGGAGUACAAGGAACUGGCUCUUGAAUCUGGCAUCAAGAAUUGGGCACGUGUACCUGCCCUUGGUCUUACCCCUUCUUUCAUUACAGAUUUGGCCGAUGCAGUAAUAGAAGCUCUCCCAUCAGCAAAAGCAAUGUAUUCACGGAUAAGCACUUCUGAAGAUGCUGAUCAUGACCCUGUCAAAUAUUUCAUCAAGUUAUUCUUUGGCUCAUUCUUGGCAUUCAUCUUGUUCUUGUCACCCAAAAUGAUCACGGCAUUCAGGAAUCAUGUUAUUUAGAAGGAAUAGAAUCUGCUAGCCGAAUUCUAUACGCAACCAUACAGAGAUGAAUCUAUUGUUAGCAAACAUAGUAUACUUGAAUUUUUUUUGCUUGAGUUCCCCUCAUUCCAACCUCUUCUGUAUACACCACACAACUAUUGAUGAAGCGAAUUUUCUCAUAAUGGAAACUUGCACCUUGUCUUAA
This is a messenger RNA of Vigna angularis (adzuki bean), 1790 nucleotides long. RefSeq names its product ferrochelatase-1, chloroplastic/mitochondrial. The coding region runs from base 128 to 1606 and encodes 492 amino acids. Gene Ontology annotation, molecular function: protoporphyrin ferrochelatase activity. NCBI's taxonomy places the organism in Eukaryota, Viridiplantae, Streptophyta, Magnoliopsida, Fabales, Fabaceae. The record is from RefSeq and is a predicted model, not a curated record. Gene Ontology annotation, biological process: heme biosynthetic process. The transcript has 9 exons.